UAAUCAGGGAUCUGGAGCGGCUGGAGAGGAAGAGGGAUAAUCUGAGGCUGCUCGAGGAGCAGAGGACUCUGACCACACAGCUGGAAGAGGAGAGGCAACGCAGACAGACGGAGCUGCACCCACAGGAGCACUGAGACAGAGGAUCUCGGGUUGAAUAUCUGCAGGACUCCCUGAUCCUUUACUCUCCAGGUGUUCAGUGAUGGACAGCAGCGGCGAGCAGCUGGGCGGAGGGGAGGACGAGGCAGCCUGUACGUCAGCCUCAGAGGGUCUGGAGGAGGGGGAGGUGGAGGGGGAGACUCUGCUGAUCGUGGAGUCGGAGGACCAGGGGUCAGUGGAUCUGUCACAUGACCAGAGCGGAGACUCGCUGACCAGCGACGUGGGCGAGGAGGCCGACGGAGGCUGGGCCUGCGAGGACAUGUCCUUCUACUGCGACCGCUGCCACAAGUGGCUCCCUGCAGCUCAGCUCAGAGGAGAGCAGCCCAGCUACCUGAAAGGAGACAACUUCUUUAAAUUCAUCUGCUCCGACUGCUCCGAGGACGGCAAGGAGAGCUUUGAGAGGAUGAGGCUCACCUGGCAGCAGGUGGUGAUGUUGGCCAUGUACAACCUGUCUCUGGAGGGGACGGGCCGACAGGGUUACUUCAGGUGGAAAGAGGACAUCUGCGCUUUCAUUGGCCGACACUGGAACUUCCUGCUGGGAACAAGGAAGAAGACUUCGACGUGGUGGAGCACGGUGGCCGGCUGCCUGUCGGUCGGCAGUCCCACCUUCUUCCGCUCUGGAGCGCAAGAGUUCGGGGAGCCCGGCUGGUGGAAGCUCGUCCAGAACAGACCGCCGACUCUGCGGCCAGAGACAGACAAAUCCACUCCCAAGACUAAAGCCUCGAAGCCUGCCUUGGACCCGAUCAUCACGGUGGAGGGCCUGAGGAAGCGAGGAGCCCGAAACCCUGUGGAGAACGCCAUCCAGCUGAAGGAGAAGCGCUGUCGCACACAAGAGGCCAAAGACAUCCGCCGUGCUCAGAAGGAGGCGGUGGGCUACACCGACCGAAGCGCUUCCUCCACGCCGGUCAAACUGGGCGGAGGCCGCAGUGGUAGCGCCGGGCGUCGGCCCGAUCUCGUCCUGGAGAAAGGAGAGGUCAUUGAUUUCUCCUCCCUCAGCUCCUCAGACCGAACACCACUCACCAGCCCAUCACCAUCGCCUUCACCUGAUUUCUCCGCCCCGGGGACGCCAGCGUCUCAUUCAGCAACACCCAGCCUGCUGUCAGAGGCGGAUCUCAUCCCCGACGCCAUGCCUCCACAGGCGCUGUUCCAUGACGAUGAGGAGAUGGAGACGGAGGGUAUGAUCGACCCAGGGAUGGAGUACAUCCCUCCUCCUCGCGCCAACCUUAUCGCCCGCAAGAAGCUCAGGCCAGCACCACCACACAUCAAAUGUGAAGCAGAGAGCGAGGACGAUGAUGGCCGCGAGCAUGAGGACGACUUUGGAGGGCCAGUGGGACGCCGGGAAGGUCCGUCUCUGUCUGGGUGUGUUGGUGCCGGAGGACCCGAGCGGAGGAGGAUAACGCAUCCUGAGAAAGCAGACGGAGCUGGCGAUGUCUCCCAGACUCCUCUCUUCACCUUCCUCAGUCUUUAUGAGGAGAGGAUGCUGCUGCGGCGGAUGAAUGCCUGCCAACUGGCCUUGGCCGUCACCCCGCAGGCCAAACGCCUCCACAGGAAGCUGCUGGUCCGCCAGGCCAAGAGGCAGAGAGGGCUCCCCCUGCUAGACAUUGACCGGGCGGUUAGUGCUACCCUCAGCCUGGUGGGAGGAAUCUACGGCGCCCAGGGGACGGGGACACUUAUGAGAGGUGGCCUCAUGGGGAAAUACUGCACCAACAGUCAGGAGCUACGUAUUCUUGAUCGCUUCCAGACCAAUCUUUCAGGCAGAAGGGGCAUCCAGCAGAACUCGUUGUCCUUCUGUCAUCGUCUGAUGGGAGCAGAAGGCAGUUUGGACCUGAGCAUCAAGAGUCCAUACACCUCUCGCAUCCUGAAACCGUACAUCAGGCGGGAUUAUGAAAGCCGUCCAGUGAAGCUAAGGUUGUUGGCAGAGAUCAGAGCUUACCAUCACAAGAAGGAGCCUGAGUGGGUCCCUGAACCCAAUGCCCCCAUUGACUACUGCUACGUCCGCCCGAACCACAUCCCGUCUGUGAACGCCAUGUGUAACGACAGCUUCUGGCCAGGUGUGGACCUGUCAGAGUGCCUGCAGUACCCUGACUUCAGCGUGGUCGUCCUAUAUAAGAAGGUCGUCAUCGGUUUUGGUUUCAUGGUGCCUGACGUGAAGUACAACGAGGCCUACAUUUCCUUCCUCCUGGUCCAUCCAGAGUGGAGGAGAGCCGGCAUCGCCACCUUCAUGAUCUACCAUCUUAUCCAGACGUGUAUGGGGAAAGACGUGACGCUGCACGUGUCGGCCAGUAAUCCUGCGAUGCUGCUGUAUCAGAAGUUUGGUUUCAAAGCGGAGGAGUACAUCCUGGACUUUUAUGAUAAAUACUAUCCUGUGGACAGCACCGAGUGCCGGCACUCCUUCUUCCUCAGACUCAGACGCUAAGACUCAGACUCUGGUGUUACUGUCAGUACUGGACAACAACCGGUCUGCAGCUCAAAGACACCUGGACAGUAGCUGCUGAAGGGGGGGGCAGGUCACAGACCACAGUCUGAGAGGGAACAUUUUGGAUCAAGAAAAAACGUUUCUUUUGGAGCGUUUCCUUUUCUCCUACUCCAAUUUCUCUUCAAUUCCACGCCAUGAUGUGUUUAUCUGUGCAAUGUACAGCUGAGGCUGCACUAAUAUUCUUAGUAUUUUAAUAUUAGUAGUUAGACCGUUUCAGACUUUCGUGAUCCAAACAUGUCCAAUAACUGCAGCGUCUAAAGUCCAGAUUUGUUGGUGUUUAGCCUCAAAAACGAUGGAGCGGAUGCUUUGGAGCGGGAACAGUUGGUGCACUCGUGCCCGGCGGCACAAACUGCAAAUCCAGCUGAACUGUUUUUUGGGCUUCAUGUGACAUUUGGUGUUUUCAGAAGAAACUUUGUGACAUUAACUCAGAAACCUGGACUGUGAUGUUGCUCUUCAUAGCAGAAUAAUAAACAUCAUAUCGGGACUUGAACGUUAUAAUAAAGUCUCCGUGAUGUUUUCAGAGUCGCUCACUUCUCCAGUUUCAUUCACUUCGUUUUGUUUAUGUUCAAUUUUUCUUUUGAAUGUUUCAGAGCCAUUAAACCAAAAUGAUUUUAAUUGAAACGUCAGAAA
Cottoperca gobio is the source of this 3262-nucleotide messenger RNA. RefSeq names its product lysine acetyltransferase 14 (gene kat14). Bases 200 to 2572 code for a protein of 790 amino acids. The transcript is spliced from 11 exons. The record is from RefSeq and is a predicted model, not a curated record. NCBI's taxonomy places the organism in Eukaryota, Metazoa, Chordata, Actinopteri, Perciformes, Bovichtidae. Gene Ontology annotation, molecular function: histone acetyltransferase activity.